CUCUUCCAUUCGACCACCAUGUCCAUCACUAAAAUUGUUGCGCGUCAGAUCUUUGACUCUCGCGGCAACCCCACUGUCGAGGUCGAUCUUUUCACUGAAAAAGGCCGAUUUAGAGCUGCGGUACCCUCUGGAGCAUCCACUGGUAUUCAUGAGGCCGUAGAACUGCGCGAUGGCGAUAAAGGAGCCUACGUUGGCAAAGGCGCGUUACUCUACACUUUCUUGCGCGUCACCAAAGCUGUGGCUAAUGUCAACGAUAUCAUCGCGCCGGAGCUCAUAAAAGCUGGCAUCUCAGUUAUAUCCCAGAAAGAGGUCGACGAUUUUCUGAUCAAGCUCGACGGCACGCCGAACAAGGGCAAAUUGGGUGCGAAUGCUAUUCUUGGUGUUUCAAUUGCUGCUGCAGAGGCUGGCGCUGCUCAGAAAGGCGUUCCUCUGUAUCAGCACUUUGCCGAGCUCGCGGGUAUUAAACCACCAUACGUUCUCCCUUGUCCAGCCUUCAAUGUCAUUAACGGCGGAUCACAUGCUGGCAACAAGCUCGCGUUCCAAGAGUUCAUGUUACUACCUACUGGCGCAACCUCUUUCACAGAAGCCAUGAAGAUUGGUACUGAAACGUACCAUACCCUCAAGAAAGUUAUCAGUGCCAAGUAUGGCAUCGAUGCUGUAAACGUUGGAGAUGAGGGUGGAUUCGCUCCCAACGUCUCCGGGGCUGAAGAGUCUCUAGAGUUGCUAUCCGAAGCCAUCAAGAAAGCCGGUUACGAGGGGAAGAUCAAGAUUGCUCUCGAUGUCGCUUCCUCCGAGUUCUACAAGGAAGGAAAAUAUGACUUGGACUUCAAAAAUCCCAACUCAGAUCCUAGUAAAUGGAUUUCAGGCAAAGAACUCGCAGAGCUCUAUAUGAGCUACGUCAAGAAGUACCCUAUCGUCUCCAUCGAGGAUCCAUUCGAUCAAGACGACUGGGAAGCAUGGACCCACUUCACCAGUCUCGGAGGAAUACAGAUCGUUGGCGACGACUUGACGGUCACUAAUCCUCUUCGAAUCAAGACCGCCAUCGAGAAAAAGGCUUGCAAUGGGUUGCUGCUCAAGGUCAACCAAAUCGGAACCAUUUCAGAGUCUAUUCAAGCUGCACAACUUGCACAGUCUGAUGGUUGGGGAGUUAUGAUAUCCCAUCGCAGUGGUGAAACCGAGAAUACUAUCAUUGCCGACCUUUCUGUUGCUCUUGGAGUUGGCCAAAUCAAGACUGGCGCGCCUGCUCGCAGCGAACGUGUGGCAAAAUACAACGCUCUUCUUCGAAUCGAGCAAGAGAUUGCUGGCUCUGGGGCAACUUUUGCGGGUUCUGAUGGGCUCUCUGCUGGCCUGACCCCUCCUGCGUUGUUGAAGAAGUGA
This is a messenger RNA of Mycena indigotica, 1377 nucleotides long. Its product is annotated as Enolase. Gene Ontology annotation, molecular function: magnesium ion binding; phosphopyruvate hydratase activity. Bases 19 to 1377 code for a protein of 452 amino acids. Gene Ontology annotation, biological process: glycolytic process. The transcript has 6 exons. Gene Ontology annotation, cellular component: phosphopyruvate hydratase complex. The record is from RefSeq and is a predicted model, not a curated record. NCBI's taxonomy places the organism in Eukaryota, Fungi, Basidiomycota, Agaricomycetes, Agaricales, Mycenaceae.